AUGAUUCAAAGACAACAAGAAAUUGAAACAGAAAAAAAUACUGCAAAACCUCAAACAACCACCUAUGUCAAUGCACAGACACGUUAUAAUUCUGCACAUAGUAAAUUGGCAUCACCUAUUUCGGGUACAUUGAGUGAUGAUGCACUUCGUAUUGAACAAGAAAAACAAGAUAAAUCAAAUCGUCUUCAACAGCGUCGAACUCAUCUAUCUGCUAUUCUAGAAGCUGAAAAAACCAAAUAUCAGAAUGAAUUAGCAUCAACUCGUCAAUCAUCACGUGAAUCAAUGCCUUAUAUGAAAAUUGGUGAUAAUUCUCUUCAUUCAGCUCAUGAAACGGAACGACAAACAAUUAUUCAUGAAAAAAACAAUAAACAUGGGACAAUAAAUAAUCCUAGUUUAUGUUCAAUAGAACAACAAAAGUUAGAAAACUUACAACCUGAAUAUUGGUCAGAACAACAUAAUGAAAGACAUUUGGUACAAGAAGAAGAAGAAGAAGAAGAAGAAAAUAAUGUUAAAUAUCAACAAGAAUUACGCCACGAUUUAUAUGAACAAGAUAAACAAGAAGAAAAUAAACGAACAAAUAGAAUUCAACAAUUGAAAAUUAUUUUACAACAACAAAUGGAUGAACUCAAACAAAAAGAAGAAAAGUCUGAAAUAUUAAAACAAGAAGAAGAACAUCUCUUUAGAGAACAAUCUCAAUUAGAUCAACAUGAAGAAGAAAGAAAACAAAUAGAAAAAUGUCAUAUUCAAAAAGAUGAUAGACAUCCACUUCUUCGACAACAUAAAAUUAAAUUUCAUAAACGAUCGAAAGAAAUUCAAGAACACUUGGAAUUAGAUAUGAAAAUUCUUGAAUCAAUCGCUCAUGUUGAUAAUGAAAAUUAUCUAAAACAAUCCGAACAGCGAGAACCAUUAAGACAAAAUGCUUUAAAUAUGUUAAAACAGUUUCAACAACAAAUGAAAUUCGAGAAAGAAAAAGAACAAGAACUUGAUGGAAUGUUUCCAGAAGAAAUAGCUAAACAAUGGUCUCGUCGUGAACAAGAAUGGAAUCGUGAAAAAGAAUCACGUGAAAAAUUAAUACGUCAAAUAAUAGAUAAAAGACAUGAACAAAUUAUGGAAAAAUUACAAAUAUUAAAAGAACAACAACAAGAAAUAUAUGAAAGACAACGAAUACUUAUUGAUGAUAUGCAACAAGCAAGAAAAUAUGAUCUAAUCGAACAACAAAAACAAGCCAAAGAAAGAGAAGAGAAAAAACAAAAUUCAUCAAGACAAAUAUCAAUUCUAGAACAAGAGCGAACACACUCUCGAUUAGAAUUAGAAAAACAAGAUACUAUGAAAUCUGAAGAUAAAAAACAAAUGCAUGAUUCAGUACAAAAACCACAAGCUUCUAUUACUACUACCACUGUUGAACCUAAAUUCUAUGGUCGUCGUCGAGUUAAUUGGAAUUAG
Rotaria sordida is the source of this 1443-nucleotide messenger RNA. NCBI's taxonomy places the organism in Eukaryota, Metazoa, Rotifera, Eurotatoria, Philodinida, Philodinidae. The record is from the annotation of a GenBank genome assembly.